Molecule: messenger RNA, 4949 nt
Organism: Echinops telfairi (small Madagascar hedgehog)
Lineage: Eukaryota; Metazoa; Chordata; Mammalia; Afrosoricida; Tenrecidae
Gene: EPRS1
Product: glutamyl-prolyl-tRNA synthetase 1
Exons: 33
Coding region: 94-4650 (1518 amino acids)
Biological process (GO): glutamyl-tRNA aminoacylation; prolyl-tRNA aminoacylation; translation
Cellular component (GO): cytoplasm; aminoacyl-tRNA synthetase multienzyme complex
Molecular function (GO): proline-tRNA ligase activity; glutamate-tRNA ligase activity; ATP binding
Source: RefSeq, a predicted model, not a curated record
CGCACACGUUGCACUGCCUCGCUUUUCGGCGGGUUUUGGAGGUUCGCGAGGCUAGACCGGCCGACUGACAGGUAGCCGCUUCGACUGGUGGACAUGGCGACGCUCUGCCUGACGGUGAAUCCCGGAGACCCUCCCUUGGGAGCUUUGCUAGCCGUAGAACAUGUAAAAGACAAUAUCAGCAUUUCUGUUGAAGAAGGGAAAGAGAAUAUUCUUCGUGUUUCUGAGAAUGUGAUGUUUACAGACAUAAAUUCCAUACUUCGUUACUUGGCUAGAGUUGCAACUGCAGCUGGGCUCUAUGGUUCAAACCUGAUGGAACACACUGAGAUUGAUCACUGGAUGGAGUUCAGUGCUACAAAGUUGUCUUCAUGUAACCUUUUUACGUCUGCAGUCGAUGAGCUGAAUCAUUGCCUGUCUCUGAGAACAUACUUAGUUGGAAAUUCCUUGAGUUUGGCAGAUGUAUGUGUGUGGGCCACCCUCAAAGGAAAAGCUACCUGGCAGGAACAAUUGAAGCAGAACAAAGCUCCAGUUCAUGUAAAACGUUGGUUUGGCUUUCUUGAAUCCCAGAAGGCCUUUCAGUCAGUAGGUUCUAAAUGGGAUGUCUCACCCACAAGACCUAAAGUGGUACCUGAACAGAAAAAACAAGAUGUUGGAAAAUUUGUUGAGCUUCCGGGUGCAGAGAUGGGAAAGGUUACCGUCAGAUUUCCUCCAGAGGCUAGUGGCUACUUACACAUUGGGCAUGCAAAAGCUGCUCUUCUGAACCAGCACUACCAGGUUAACUUUAAAGGGAAACUGAUCAUGAGAUUUGAUGACACAAAUCCUGAAAAAGAAAAGGAAGAUUUUGAGAAGGUUAUUUUGGAGGAUGUUGCGAUGUUGCAUAUUAAACCAGAUCAAUUUACUUACACCUCGGAUCAUUUUGAAACUAUUAUGAAAUAUGCAGAGAAGCUAAUUCAAGAAGGAAAGGCCUAUGUGGAUGAUACUCCAGCUGAACAGAUGAAAGUGGAACGUGAGCAGAGGAUAGAAUCCAAACACAGGAAAAACUCUGUUGAGAAGAAUCUACAAAUGUGGGAAGAAAUGAAAAAGGGAAGUCAGUUUGGUCAGUCCUGUUGUCUCCGAGCAAAAAUUGACAUGAGUAGUAACAAUGGUUGCAUGAGAGACCCAGCCCUUUAUCGCUGCAAAAUUCAACCGCACCCAAGGACUGGAAAUAAAUACAAUGUUUAUCCAACAUAUGACUUUGCUUGCCCUAUUGUGGACAGCAUUGAAGGUGUUACACAUGCCCUGAGAACAACGGAGUACCAUGACAGAGAUGAACAGUUUUAUUGGAUUAUUGAAGCAUUGGGCAUAAGAAAACCAUAUAUUUGGGAAUAUAGUCGGCUAAAUCUCAAUAACACAGUGCUGUCCAAAAGAAAACUCACAUGGUUUGUCAAUGAAGGACUGGUCGAUGGAUGGGAUGACCCAAGAUUUCCUACAGUUCGUGGUGUACUGAGAAGAGGGAUGACAGUGGAGGGGCUGAAGCAGUUUAUUGCUGCCCAGGGCUCUUCACGUUCAGUUGUGAACAUGGAAUGGGACAAAAUCUGGGCAUUUAAUAAGAAGCUGCGAGCUCUCUGUAAGAAGGUGAUUGACCCAGUGGCUCCUCGCUAUGUCGCAUUACUGAAGAAGGAAGUAAUCCCAGUGAAUAUUCCUGAAGCCCAGGAGGACAUGAAAGAAGUGGCCAAACACCCAAAGAACCCCGAUGUUGGCUUGAAGCCUGUGUGGUAUAGUCCCAAAGUAUUGAUUGAAGGUGCUGAUGCAGAGACCUUGUCAGAGGGCGAAAUGGUCACAUUUAUAAACUGGGGCAACAUCAACAUUACCAAAAUACACAAAACCAAAGAUGGCAAAAUUGUAUCUCUUGAUGCCAAGUUGAAUUUGGAAAAUAAAGACUUCAAGAAAACCACUAAGAUCACCUGGCUUGCAGAGACUGGCCGUGCUCUUCCUGUUCCUGCAGUCUGUGUUACGUACGAGCACUUGAUCACGAAGCCAGUGUUAGGAAAAGAUGAAGACUUCAAGCAAUACGUCAACAAGAGCAGUAAGCGCGAAGAAUUAAUGUUGGGAGAUCCCUGCCUUAAGGAUUUGAAAAAAGGUGACAUCAUACAACUUCAGAGAAGAGGAUUUUUCAUAUGUGACCAACCUUAUGAGCCUGUCAGCCCAUAUAGUUGCAGAGAAGCCCCAUGCAUAUUGGUAUACAUUCCUGAUGGGCAUACGAAGGAAAUGCCAACCUCUGGUUCCAAGGAUAAGAACAAAGUGGAAACAACAAAAAGUGAGACAACUCCAUGUAAGGAAAAGCAGUCACUUUCUCUGGAUAAUAACUACGCAGCACCUGUGGAUUCAAUGGCCCUUUACAACCAAGUGGCUGUGCAAGGAGAUGUGGUUCGUGAGUUAAAAGCCAAGAAAGCAGCAAAGGAGGAUAUAGACGUGGCUGUAAAACAGCUUUUGGCUUUGAAGGCUGAGUAUAAGGAGAAAACUGGCCAGGAAUAUAAGCCUGGAAAGCCCCCUGCUGCAGUUGCUUCAUCCAGUACUUCUUCCAACUCUCCACACAGUGUUCGCGACGGUAAAUCUCUCUAUGAUGAAGUUGCUGCACAAGGGGAGGUGGUUCGGAAACUGAAAGCUGAAAAAGCCCCAAAGGCUAAAGUGACUGAAGCUGUAGAAUGCUUACUCUCUCUGAAAGCUCAGUAUAAAGAAACAACUGGAAAAGAGUACGUACCAGGACAGCCUGCCUUGUCGCAAAACUCGGCCUCAGAAAGCAGUUCUGAACCCAGUGGUCCCGAAACACCGGAGGCCAAAGGACUUUUUGACCAAGUAGCUUCUCAAGGAGAAGUAGUUCGAAAACUGAAAGGCGAAAAAGCCCCUAAGGAUCAAGUAGAUAGAGCUGUACAAGAGCUUCUUCAGCUGAAGGCACAGUACAAGUCUCUGACAGGAGUGGAGUAUAAACCUGUCUCUGCCACCGGGUCUGAGGACAAAGAUAAGAGGAAGAAAGAAAAAGAAAAUAAAUCUGAAAAGCAGAAUAAACCCCAGAAACAAAAUGAUGGUCAAAAGAAAGAUUCUUCUAAAAAUCAAGGAAGUGGACAGUCAUCGGGUGGACCAGGAGAAGGACAAGGACCAAAGAAACAGACCAGGUUAGGUCUUGAGGCAAAAAAAGAAGAAAAUCUUGCAGAUUGGUACUCUCAAGUCAUCACAAAGUCAGAAAUGAUUGAGUACUAUGACGUAAGUGGCUGCUAUAUUCUUCGUCCGUGGGCAUAUUCCAUUUGGGAAUCCAUCAAGAACUUUUUUGAUGCCGAGAUCAAGAAACUUGGUGUUGAAAACUGCUAUUUCCCCAUGUUUGUAUCUCAAGGUGCAUUAGAGAAAGAGAAGAAUCACGUCGCUGACUUUGCCCCUGAGGUUGCUUGGGUUACAAGAUCUGGCAAAACGGAGUUGGCAGAACCAAUUGCUGUUCGUCCUACUAGUGAAACAGUCAUGUAUCCUGCAUAUGCAAAAUGGGUGCAGUCACACAGAGACCUGCCCAUCAGACUCAAUCAGUGGUGCAAUGUGGUGCGUUGGGAGUUCAAGCAUCCCCAGCCUUUCCUCCGUACUCGUGAAUUCCUUUGGCAGGAAGGCCACAGUGCUUUUGCUACCUUUGAGGAAGCAGCAAAAGAGGUCUUGCAGAUACUUGACUUGUAUGCCCAGGUGUAUGAAGAACUCCUAGCAAUUCCUGUUGUCAAAGGAAGAAAGACUGAAAAGGAAAAAUUUGCAGGUGGAGACUAUACAACUACCAUAGAAGCAUUCAUAUCUGCUAGUGGAAGAGCUAUACAGGGAGCAACAUCACAUCACUUAGGGCAGAAUUUUUCCAAGAUGUUUGAAAUCAUCUUUGAAGAUCCAAGGACACCGGGAGAGAAACAAUUUGCCUAUCAAAACUCUUGGGGCCUGACAACUCGAACUAUUGGUGUUUUGACCAUGGUUCAUGGAGACAACAUGGGUUUGGUAUUGCCACCCCGUGUAGCCUGUGUUCAGGUGGUGAUUAUUCCUUGUGGCAUUACGAAUGCACUUUCUGAAGAAGACAGAGAAGCCCUGAUUGCAAAAUGCAAUGACUAUCAAAAACGAUUACUCAGUGUUAAUAUUCGUGUUAGAACUGAUUUGCGAGACAACUAUUCACCAGGUUGGAAAUUCAAUCACUGGGAACUUAAGGGUGUUCCAAUUAGACUUGAAGUUGGGCCACGCGAUAUAAAGAGUUGUCAGUUUGUAGCUGUCAGACGAGACACUGGAGAAAAGCUGACAGUCACUGAAAAUGAGGCUGAGACUAAACUUCAAGCCAUUUUGGAAGACAUCCAAGUGAACCUCUACACAAGAGCUUCUGAAGACCUUAAGACUCACAUGGCUGUGGCAAAUACAGUGGAGGACUUUCAGAAGGCACUGGAUUCUGGAAAGAUUGUUCAGAUUCCGUUCUGUGGAGAAAUUGACUGUGAGGAUUGGAUUAAAAAAACCACGGCCAGGGAUCAAGAUCUAGAACCUGGUGCACCCUCCAUGGGAGCUAAAAGCCUUUGCAUCCCCUUCAAACCACUCUGUGAGCUGCAGCUUGGAGCCAAAUGCAUCUGUGGCAAGAACCUUGCCAAGUACUACACCUUGUUUGGUCGUAGUUACUAAGGGAUACAGUCAAACCCAAUCUGCAAUCCUUCUCACCUAUAAAAAAAUUGGUACUACAUCUUCUUAGAUAUAGCCAGUUUUUUGUUUGUUUGUUUUUUUUAAAUAAAAAAUCUGAAAACAGGUCAUAUGAGAUAAAGUGUUCUUAUGCCUAAUUUAACUGUGGGGGGAAAAGACUUUUAUGUAAACAACUCCAAUACUAAAUAUCAUGAAUUAACAAAGUUUUAUGUAUUCAUUUACUUCUGAAAUACCUGAAUUACAUAUUACAAGGACAUCUCUUUGAAUAAAGUCGAUCCUCAAUA